Fibroporia radiculosa is the source of this 132-nucleotide messenger RNA. RefSeq lists its product as uncharacterized. The transcript is spliced from 2 exons. Lineage: Eukaryota; Fungi; Basidiomycota; Agaricomycetes; Polyporales; Fibroporiaceae. The record is from RefSeq and is a predicted model, not a curated record. The coding region runs from base 1 to 132 and encodes 43 amino acids.
AUGACUGAGACCAUCGCGCUCAGAGGCCCUUCAGCAUUUGGCGGAGUAUCGUUUUCUUCCUUCUAUGCAAGUACACUCGCAGAUACCAACAUGUUUAUCUCAGACCACAUAGACCACCUCGAGGCGCUGUAG